This is a messenger RNA of Necator americanus (New World hookworm), 1227 nucleotides long. RefSeq lists its product as uncharacterized. Gene Ontology annotation, cellular component: membrane. The record is from RefSeq and is a predicted model, not a curated record. Lineage: Eukaryota; Metazoa; Nematoda; Chromadorea; Rhabditida; Ancylostomatidae. Bases 1 to 1227 code for a protein of 408 amino acids. Gene Ontology annotation, molecular function: sphingolipid delta-4 desaturase activity. Gene Ontology annotation, biological process: ceramide biosynthetic process. The transcript has 11 exons.
AUGGUGUACGCAGUGGAGCCCCUUUGUCAUGUCUGUAAUUCCAUAGUGGUAUCAGAAGAGGAGAUGGGUCAGGCCGUGACAAAGGCGGACUUCGUGUGGUCAUACGAUGAGGAGCCGCACGCAAGCAGACGGAAAGAGAUGCUUCGAAAAUAUCCCCAAAUCAAAAACUUAUUCGGACAGGACUCUUCUUUCAAAAUUGUCGUUGUGUUUAUGGUGCUCGCACAAAUCAUCUAUGCUUGGUUGCUAAGAGUUAUCGUAAUCAGAGCUACUGCAACAGGUAACACAUUAAAACUCAUGGGACUGGAGAUAUUCUUAAUUAGGAAAUUCAGUGAUUCCUUUUCUGAUGCUGAUUGGAUUUUGAUUCUGUUGCAAGCAUACUUUGUCUCUGGUACAUUCAACCAUGCUCUCACACUGGCAGUGCACGAAAUCAGCCAUAACCAAGCAUACGGGACUGCUCGACCGUUUGCUAAUCGUUUGUUUGGCUUCAUUGCUAAUUUACCAAUGUGUGUACCAAUGUCAGUCUCCUUCAAAAAAUAUCACAUUGAACAUCAUAGAAAUCUUGGAGAGGAUAAAAUAGAUACAGAUGUACCAACAGAAUGGGAGGCACGAACGUUUUGUACGACAUUGGGAAAAGUGAUUUGGAUGGUGCUACAACCGGUAUUUUAUGGGAUUCGCCCACUGGUUAUCUAUCCAAAGUCGUUAACGGAUCUAGAACUGGUCAAUAUCGUGUUGCAAUUGAGCUUCGAUUACAUUAUUUACUCAUAUUUCGGCGUUAAAUCAUUUGUCUACUUGUUCGUCGGCUUUGUCAUCGGCUUAGGUUUGCAUCCUCUCUCUGGACAUUUUGUUUCGGAGCAUUAUGUAUUCAAGCCCGGACAAGAAACUUACAGUUACUAUGGGCCAAUCAAUCUCGUAACGUUCAACGUCGGCUAUCACGUCGAACACCACGAUUUUCCAUUUGUUUCUGGUGCAAACUUGCCAAAGAUUCGUCACAUUGCACCAGAGUACUACGACAGCUUGAAAUCGCAUGACAGCUGGAUUCUAAUGAUGUACGAUUUUGCGACCAAUCCCGCAAUGUCACUGCGCUCCCGCAUAAAACGUAAAUAUGCUAAGCCUGAAGAAUUCCAUUUUUAUGGCGUUGGACGAUACGAAACCAGCAAUGUGUAUAAUGCCAUCGUAAAAGCGUUUCAACUGACCACAGGGUUCGCCGCUACUGUCAAAGCUAAAUGA